Strongylus vulgaris is the source of this 603-nucleotide messenger RNA. NCBI's taxonomy places the organism in Eukaryota, Metazoa, Nematoda, Chromadorea, Rhabditida, Strongylidae. The record is from the annotation of a GenBank genome assembly.
AUGGCUGCAGCCAUGGAUUUUGACGUUCGCUUCAUCUACGAUGUCAGUGAUCAUGUUUGGGUUGAAGUGUGGAUACCCGAAUACGACAACUGGGUUCAUUGUGAUCCAUGCGAAAAUACUAUAGACCGUCCAUUACUCUAUGAGAAGGGUUGGGGCAAGAAAUUGAGCUAUGUGAUAGCAUUUGGAACAGAUCAUGUUUAUGAUGUCACUUGGAGGUAUACCGUAGACCACAAGCAAACUAUGAAGUUGAGGAAUCAAGUUCGAGAAGCUGUUUUGAGCAAUUUUUUAAUGAAGCUCAAUACAAGGCUGAGCAGCAACUCAACGCAAGAAAGAGUUAAAGAACUGCGAAGACGACGAGUUCGCGAGUUAGUCGAGUUCUUGGUUAUUGGAAAACGACAAACCGAUGGAGAUAACUAUGGGGGAAGAACAUCUGGUGAUGUCGCUUGGCGAGCAGCACGAUCCGAGCUUGGCUGCAGCAUUAAACAGGAUACUAUUAUAAGCCUUACUCAGGAGGAAAUCACCAACAAACAUUUUAGUUUGGAGUAUAAUUGUGCUCAAGACUCCUACACAAGAGGAACUGAAAGCAUUAAGGAAUGGUCAACU